CUCUGAUUUCGAGUCUGUAGAGAACCGGGUGCGGUUUCAACGUCGAGGCAUCACCCGCUUCACCUCCAGACGACCAGUUCUCCACCCCACUUCGCCCACCGAGUGCCAGUGGAGCGCUUCCUUGACCUCGCCACCUCCUGUGCUCCCCCUCCUGUACUGGCGCCCGUUGUUUCUUUCCCUUGCCGGAUGCCCGCCGCCGGAGCUGAAGAGGGGGAAUGCAGCCGCCACAGCACUACCCGCCGACGCCUGAGGCGGGGUCGCGGGGGCCAGGGCCGGCCCCACCACCGUCGACGAGGCGUCCAUGGAACUCAGCAAGAGCUUCAUCAAGGCUCUGCAGGGGCUCCAUGUGAGAAGGCGAAAGAGAUUCUGAUGGAGGAAAGCAAUGUUCAGAAAUUCUUUCUUUAUGCUAAUGAUGAAGAUGCUGCAGAAGAUGGAGAUCAGGAUGCUGAAUUGCUGAUAGUUCGGUUUGAAAAAGGUUAGAUCUGAACAUCUAUGGUAGUACAUUGUUAUGUGACAUUGGUAAUUAUUUUUGGCAAUAUAGAUAAUACCGCACACACACACAAUGCACCUCAUAUACUGGUUGUGUUGUGAUUUGUUUA
Messenger RNA from Zea mays, 599 nucleotides. RefSeq lists its product as uncharacterized. Lineage: Eukaryota; Viridiplantae; Streptophyta; Magnoliopsida; Poales; Poaceae. The record is from RefSeq and is marked predicted.